GGAGGCGGGGGAGAGUUUGCGUCGGGGAUUCGAACGAAGGGAAUGCGGGAAAGAAGCAAGCUCGUCGGAGAGUCGCGAGGAAAGGGAGAUCUAAAACGCGACGACUAUACGAGCGAGUCGAGGACCGAUACGCGGGCGAAGGACGUGGGUACGCACCCACACCACGUCGCGUUCAGCGCGCACACACAUGCCGGCGUGUGCAAACGUGCACGCGUGCAUGAGUGCAUCGUGCGUAUAUACGCGUCUCGGCAUUUCCCGGAGACCGCAGGAUAUUGGCCUAGACGCAGCGCGAUUGGCCGAUCGUGCGACCAGGGUCGAGGAUGCCUCUGCGCGGGUCUCGUUGUGCGUGCCGUUCAGUGGCGUAACCUCGCCGUUACCUACUUUUUACCUUUUUUUUACCUUUUUUUACGCAAGUGCUCCCUUUUUCCGUCGAAAGCGACGAACGAACGAGCCGUUCGAUCGUCGCCGACGCGUUCGUCUGGCGCGCGAGCGCGUCGUGUUUCGCAUCCAGUUUAAAAGUGGAUUUGGCGCCGAACGUCGCGUGAACACCGCCACCGGUUACGCCACUGGCCGCACUCACACGAGAACGAUGAAACGACACACGGACGCGCGCAUCGUUGCCACCCCUGUUCCCCGUUUCCCGUAUUCCCUGUCCUAUUCCCUACACGAGUGAGGAGAGCCAUGACCGUGACCAGGCCGCCGUCUGGGGCCUUGCCUAUCGCAUCUUCGACACGCACACGGGGCGGCAAGUCGCGUCAGUGGUCGCCGAGUAGGCCGUAGGAGAGGGUUUCCCGUUCGGCGUUCGCCGACUGUUGGUUCGAAAUCGUUGUCGCUGUUGCGUCGCGGGUGUGCACUCGUGUUAGCGUCGCGCGUUCGCCGUCGUUCGCCUGUUCUUUUUUUUUCUCUCUCUCUCUCUCUCUCUCUCUCUCUCUCUCUUUUUCCACCCUUGGUCGAUCGCCCGUGAUCGACGUGAAAUCGUCGCCGACCGAACCGGAAGGGAACGUCCGAUGGAGUAGAAGAACCGAGAGAGCGGCGACGACGACUACGAGGGACACGGGUCAACGACGAAUCGCGCAGUACGCGCGGCAGGGUUCGGUCGCGGAGGAAUGGUGAAACAGACUCUGUGAAGAUCGUGCAAGGAUGCGAAAAGGAUCGACCUCGUUCUCGGCGGUUUCGCGUACGCACGCGCCCCCGCGCAUCAUGCGCGUUCAUUGAGGGGUAGCGCGUUCUCGCGGCAAACGCUUUUCCUUUUUUUCUCCUCCUCCUCCUCCUCCUCCUCCAGCUCCUCUUCUUCUUUUUCCACGCGUACUUCUUCUUCCUGUUCCUGCCCUCGCGAGAGAAUCGAACACGGACGGAUACGAGUGCACGCCUCGACGAACCGAUCGUGCGUCGCCGUCUCCUCGGCGGCCAUUUAAACAGCUGGGCGUCAGCGUUUCUCGGGGCAGAAGGGAUCCCGUACGGUUUGCCAAUCUCGUGGACCGAUCGAAAUGGCGAGCACGUCGCAACAGUACUGCCUGCGCUGGAACAAUCAUCGAUCGAACCUGCUGACGGUGUUCGACGAGCUACUGCGGAACGAGGCGUUCACCGACGUCACGCUGGCAGUGGACGGAGGGGCCUCCGUGAAAUGCCAUAAGAUGGUCCUGGCCGCUUGCUCCUCCUAUUUCCAGACCCUUUUCAUCGAUCUACCGUGCAAGCAUCCGAUCGUCGUGCUGAAGGACGUGAAAUACUCCGAGAUCAAGGCCAUCCUGGACUACAUGUAUCGGGGCGAGGUGAACGUCGCCCAAGAACAGCUGGCCGGACUGUUGAAGAUCGCUGAGGUGCUGAAGGUGAAAGGACUCGUCGAGGAGAACGGUUCUCAAGGUCGCCGGGAGGAAGUCGAGACUUCCGUGUCACCUCCUCCGGCUAUAACCACCAGCACGUCGAGCAGCGCUGCGGUACACAGCAGCGGACACGCAUCUCCCCCUCAUUCCACCAACACGUACAACGUCCUGUACAGGAGGUCGUCGCCGGUGCAGUGCGAGCGAGCCAGCAGCCGUAUGCCGUUGCCGAUGUGGCCGCUCUCGGAGAUGCCCAUGUCUCACGCGUCCAGCUCCAGUCAUCAUCGUCCGACGCCGACCCACCAGCAGCACGCCUGCAUGUCCUCCGGGCAAUCGUACGCGGGCAGCGACAACGGCUUCGACACUUCCCCGUUCAAACGCAAAAAGUCGUCGAACGUGCCGUUCGGCCACAGGGACACGCCGAUCCUCAGGACGGUCCUGGGUCAGGGCCAGAGUCACGGGCACGGGCACGGCCACGCGGACAGCUCGCAAGGUAUCCCGCUCUUGCCUCACCCGGACAGUCACGAGAGUCACUUUCGAUGCAACAGCAACGGUUCGUCGAACGCGGACGACAGACGCGGCAGCACGGAUCUGGCGCAGGGGGAACACGCUCACAGCCCGUACACCGACCUGACCAUCGUCGACGAGGACGAGAAACAGUCGACGUCGCCUCGGUCCUAUCCUUCGGACGUCAAGCAGGGCAACGUGAACUACGCGUCGGCCCAGAAGCCGGAGUGGAAACGAUACAAGCAGUACACCCGGGACGACAUCAUGUCUGCGAUCGAGGCCGUGCGGUUGGGAAUGAGCGCCCUUCAGGCGUCGCGUAAGUACGGGGUACCCUCUCGAACUCUCUACGAUAAGGUGAAGAAGCUGGGGAUCCCGACGUCGCGGCCGUUCAAGCGCGGCUCGAACGGUAGCGGCGCGUGUUUCCCCUACGGUAUCGGUGGCUCGAACGGCAGCAUUUACGGAACCAGCGGUGGUGGCGGUGGCGGCGGCGGCGGCGGUGGCGGCGGCGGCGCCACGUCGGAGACCGAGACCGACGCGGGCAGCGUAGUCGAGGGCGGCUCCGUGCUCGAUCCGCUGGUUUACAAGUCCGGUUCCGUGGAUCGAGAAUCACUUGAUCGUUCCCGCGUAGCCAGCCCUGUGAUGCAUUCCGCGAAACAACAGAGCAACGAGGAGGAUCAAGUGGAGGAUCUCUCCGUGGGUCGGAAGACCGACAUCCGCGUGAUAGUACCGCCGGCGUUCCCGGCCAACCAAGAGGAAGACGACACCGACAAUUGCAAUCGCAAAUAAUCGUUAAAUUUAAACGAACCGAGACUGGGUCUGUCCCCGAGCGGAACAUAUACGGGGCUCGACCGAAUCCCACUUUUCUCCAAUUAUCCUUUGAGUAUAAGACUGAUAGACGCACGUUGCGGAAUCAUGAGACUGAUGAUGAGUGUAAUCGAUCGUUCGCGUUUCAAAGUUGUCGAAAGCCUGACGCGACGGCGACGACGGUCGAGAGCUCCAAGUGCCUUCUCGAAUACGUUGUUAAAACGUAAUUAUUAUCGCGGACAUACUCGGCCGGGGGAAAAGUAUCGCGAUCGUUCCGCUCUAUAAUCGAUAUAAUUAUUCAUUACGCGUGUCCGUUACUCUCGUUGUUUCUCGCGUCCGAUCGACGCUCGGCUCGAAUCUCGGACCGCGUUAAGCUUUAAACACUUUUGAAACCAGUGAACCGUGCGCGUUCUCUUUAAAUAAUCGCGAUCGUUGCGAUUCGAUCCUCUCGCUUCCGGCUCUGGCUUUGCAAUUUACGCGACGGCAUCGUUCCACGAUCACGAUCGAUUUUUAUAGAUUUUAUAGAUGAUUAUUAUUAGUACCGGGGGAUCGUAGGAACGCGUCGCGCGAAAGGGAACGGACGGAGAGAGAAAUUUUAUCAUAUGUUCAUCAUUUUGUUUUCCUUUUUUAAGAGAAGAAUAUUCCUAUAUCUGUAGCAUUAAAUGCUAUCGAAAGAACGCCGAUCACGCGUACGUCUGUACCCCUGUCCAGGGGAAGGAGAGAAACGGAGAUGGAAACAAUGCUCGGGAUCGUACGCUCGAUCGCUGUUCAUUCGUUACUAAUUCUAAGAGUUUACAUUAUCGUCGUCGACGAAUGGUCCUGGGAUACAGCUGCAAUAUUGCUCAAACUAUUGGCGCAUAAUAACGAACAAUAGAAAACGAUAUACCUCAUUGUACAACGAACG
Messenger RNA from Ceratina calcarata, 4032 nucleotides. Its product is annotated as protein tramtrack, beta isoform. Gene Ontology annotation, cellular component: nucleus. Gene Ontology annotation, molecular function: DNA binding; protein binding. The transcript is spliced from 3 exons. Gene Ontology annotation, biological process: regulation of transcription by RNA polymerase II. Bases 1488 to 3110 code for a protein of 540 amino acids. NCBI's taxonomy places the organism in Eukaryota, Metazoa, Arthropoda, Insecta, Hymenoptera, Apidae. The record is from RefSeq and is a predicted model, not a curated record.